Molecule: messenger RNA, 420 nt
Organism: Heterostelium album PN500
Lineage: Eukaryota; Evosea; Eumycetozoa; Acytosteliales; Acytosteliaceae
Exons: 1
Coding region: 1-420 (139 amino acids)
Source: RefSeq, a predicted model, not a curated record
AUGAUUGAAGAUUCAAUUUGUGACAAUGUCUAUGACUUUGAUGGAAUUAAUACCCUUUUCAUCAAGAGACCAUUCAGUGCAAAGUGGACCAUGGAAACCACUGAGAAACUUUCACCAAAAGGAGAGAGCAGAUUGAUUAUCAAGAAUCCAAGUGGAGCCAGAAUAUUGAUUCAUGCCGUCAUCCAAGGUUUCACCAUCAACCAUAUGCAAAUGAACACAUAUGUAAAUGAUAUCCAAUCAUUAACCAAUAUCUGUAGUCAUGCCACAGAAAAUAUUCCAUUCAUGUUAGAGAUCAAUGAAAUUGUUUCCCAAGAAACAAGAAUUGUUAUUGACUUUAAAGGAUUUACAAGAAAUUCAAGUUUCUUGGAUCUUGCUUCAAUCACAGGUAAUAUAAAAUUUAUAUUUUAUAUUCUUUUAUAA